UGCUGGGAUUACAGGCAUGAGCCACCUCACCUGACUGUACUUUUCUUAUUGUGUUUUCAUGGAAUAAUCUUACCAAUGUUUGAGUAGUAAAGUAAAAAUUUUAAAAUGCAAGUGCUAAUUUUUAUAUCUUUGUUAAAAAUGCAGCAUUCUUUAGUUUUAAGGGAAAAAAUGUAUGUCAGUUACUAACUCAAGCUAGUUUUUGUUCUCUUCAAACUUUCCGUCACACAUACAUGUAAGCUAUAACAUCAAAUAAGCAGCAUUUAUGUGAUAUCUAAAUAUUCCAUAUAGACUAUUUCUAUGUAUUUUUUUGGUUUUAUUUUAACCUUUAAAAUAAAUAAGCUUUUAUUUAUUUUACUUUUAUUAAAUAAGCUUUGAUCUCAGCUCUUCUCUGUUCCAUUUCCCCUACAGGCUACCACUACUCUCCCUUUCACAUACUCUUCCUGUUUUUGUCAUAAUUAUUUGCAGGAAUGACAAUCCCAACCCCUCCCCCAAAUUGCCGCAUUCAUAUCAUACAAACUUGGAUGACCAAGAUUUAAUGUAAAGUGAUCGUAUUGUAUAAUGGAUUUUCAACUCCUAGGUAGUAGAGAAGACAUCUCAGUCUGAAAAAGUGAAUGUAAGGGUAAAAUAUCUCCAAAAUGCUAUGUACUUUUAAAGAUGAUCAUCUUGAUGCUUUACCCUAUUUCAUCUAUUUGCAAUGGGUAUAUUUGUAAAUAUAAUUAUUGUCUUUAAAUUAUUUUCUAAGGAUAAAUUCCAGGUGUGGAAUUUAUAGAGCUAUUAAAAUAAUAUUUAGUGGCUUUUACUAUUGCCAAAUGUUUGAAUUAUUUACAAAGCUUUACAAAGCUAUAAGUGUGCAAGUAUCUGCUCAUUUUACCAAAAGCUAGCCAGAUUGUUGUAUUAAUAGUCGUAAAUCACGAUUAUAUUUGCUUUCUUAUUAACUUGAAAUGUCAAAGUUGAGGUGAAUUCUUGCUUUUCAACUUUACAAUUACGAUUCUUAUGUGUGUGUGAUAUUUAAAGAAAUGUGAAAAUCCCUUUUCACCCUUUUCAAUGUCUAGGGAGCCAGAUUUCUUUCCGUCUGUUAAUAUAUAAUACAAUUUCUCACAAAUAUGAAAGACCCGGUCUUCAGGUUCUCUAAAAUAAUUUACUGUGUCAAGUUUUGAUAAUAUUCCUAGCUCUCUGAAAAUGAUUGAAUCAAAUAAGUAUCUAUUUUUUUUUCUGCAAACACUACCCACCAGAACAAUUUCCGGUUGUUAAAUAGUAAAGUCACCAUUCCUUUGGUAAUGAAUAUUUAAAGGAACUCCCUUGGAAAUGAAUUUUGUAAUAGGUGAUUUUUUAUUCUGUUUUUACUCUAUGUGAUACUGAUCCUUGCACUGGAUUUCAGUUUGGCAAUAUGCUUUUUAAAACUGGGAGUCUUAAGGUGACUGGAUGUUAGCAUUUUUCACUAAGUUUUUUGGAUUUGAAAGUACCUUUUGAUAUUAUUUCUUGGUGAGGCUAAAAAAAUUGAUAAAUAGCUGACAAACCUCUGUAACCUACAGGUAGGCUAGAUCAAUGUUAUACAUUUCUAAUGUCAUAGUGUUGUUAAAGUAGAGAAUUUUGAAGAGUAGAAAAUCAUAGCUGUCAAAAUGCACAAAGAUGAACAUUCAGAAAGAAUUGCUGAAUCAUCAUUGCUUGGCAUAUAGAGUAGGCGUUCUCAUUUCUUUAAAGGUUAACACAUGAUUAUUACCCUUUAUUAUAUUCUAAACAUAUAUGUACAUUUUCUUUUCCUCAUAAAGGUUUUCUAACAUUUUAUUUGGACCGUGUGCAAUUCUUCUGACUUUUCUUAUUUAUCUCUCUAAUAGAAAUGGGAACAUUUUUGAAAAGAUGAGAAAACCAUACAGGAGAUAAAAGAUGAGUUAUAUACAUAGAAAAUGUCUCAUAAAUACCUGAAAUAUGUUAUACUUUCAAAAGCAGGCAUCAAAAGGGUAUAUAAAUGCUAUGAUCUAACUUUGUUAACAAAAAAUUAUAAAACUACAGCAAAUAACCAUGAAGAUUUAUAGAAAACAGGAUUAUAAGUAAAUACAGUAAUAUUUAACAGGGAUUACCUAAAAUGAUAUUAUAGGGAGAUUUUUAAAAACUUUUUUCUGCGUUUUCCAAAAUCUCCAACAAUGAAUAUAUAUUUAUAAUUAGGGAAAUGUGUUUUUGAAAGAAAAAAUAUUUCUCAUAUUACUGCCCCUUAAGUGGCAUAUCCAAAUUUUACAUUGAUGCAGUUGCAGUUAAGUCUUGUAAGGAACAUGAGUAUGUACUGUCUGUAACCUGAUACUUUGUUCUAGCUUUCCUGCAGCACCACAGUUCUUUAAAUAGGGAUCCUGUGGGGCGGCUGCGGGGGACGGGGGUUGAGGGGUGGCAGGGACCUCAUUCAGUUUUAGUUUAGUUGAAGUAACUAAGUUCAGAUACUAAAAUUUCAAAAAUAAGUAUUUGUUUGCCAGAACUAUGAACUCAUGUAUACUAGAAAUAACUAGUUAGCUAAAAUCAUGUUUAAGUCCUUUACUUAUUUUAAAAUAAUGCAUUUGAAUUUUAUUAUAGAUACUCCCUUAACAAUGUGAAACUAGUACACAAACUUUCUGGCGUUUCUGAUUGAUAGACCCCAGGAAUUUUGAAGACAACGUAAAUUACUUGGAAAUCUUAAUUUAAACAACCUGCAUUUUAGUAUUAUAUACUUAACAAACAAAUAGCUUAAAAUUAAAAAAUACCUAAAAUAGAAUUGUCGUUCCUUUUAUCUGUAUAUUAACUUUAACUUCUUUUAACAUAGGGUGUUUAAUGACUGUGAUGAUUUUCACCUAGUAUGGAGUACAUAAAUAUAUAGUUGUGACAUUCUGUGUUGAAAUAUUGGCAUGUUAACCCAUUUGUCCUGUUUAAUUAGGAAAUAAAGAUGGUAGAGCCAGUCGGAAAAUGAAUAGUUAAUCGUGGAGGAGGAGAAAACAUAGCUCAGUACUUUGACUAGAGGCAGCUGGGAAAGUGACGUCCUGUAGCAUUUGCUGUUCUAGAAAGUACAGAGACACGUAGUGAAAAUGGGAGGAUCUAGAAGGAGGCUGUCUCCUGUGUAGUGUAUAUUUAUCUGUAAGUGAGCCGUUGGGGAAGGAUUGAAUACAGAGACGCUGUCUGCUUGCUGCCUUAAGACAGCUAGCUGAAUUGCUGAUUAACUUUUAAAAUACCCAGCUUGGUUUAUUUUUCUUAGAAUCUGUUGCUAAGACUGGGGACGCUGUUUUCUUUUACAAAGGGAAAUCUAAGUUAAUUUCAAGGCAUUCGAAAUGGGGAAAGACUAUUAUUGCAUUUUGGGAAUUGAGAAAGGAGCUUCAGAUGAAGAUAUUAAAAAGGCUUACCGAAAACAAGCCCUCAAAUUUCAUCCGGACAAGAACAAAUCUCCUCAGGCAGAGGAAAAAUUUAAAGAGGUCGCAGAAGCUUAUGAAGUAUUGAGUGAUCCUAAAAAGAGAGAAAUAUAUGAUCAGUUUGGGGAGGAAGGGUUGAAAGGAGGAGCAGGAGGUACUGAUGGACAAGGAGGUACCUUCCGGUACACCUUUCAUGGCGAUCCUCAUGCUACAUUUGCUGCAUUUUUCGGAGGGUCCAACCCCUUUGAAAUUUUCUUUGGAAGACGAAUGGGUGGUGGUAGAGAUUCUGAAGAAAUGGAAAUAGAUGGUGAUCCUUUUAGUGCCUUUGGUUUCAGCAUGAAUGGAUAUCCAAGAGACAGGAAUUCUGUGGGGCCAUCCCGCCUCAAACAAGAUCCUCCAGUUAUUCAUGAACUUAGAGUAUCACUUGAAGAGAUAUAUAGUGGUUGUACCAAACGGAUGAAGAUUUCUCGAAAAAGGCUAAACGCUGAUGGAAGGAGUUACAGAUCUGAGGACAAAAUUCUUACCAUUGAGAUUAAAAAAGGGUGGAAAGAAGGCACCAAAAUUACUUUUCCAAGAGAAGGAGAUGAAACACCAAAUAGUAUUCCAGCAGACAUUGUUUUUAUCAUUAAAGACAAAGAUCAUCCAAAAUUUAAAAGGGAUGGAUCAAAUAUAAUUUAUACUGCUAAAAUUAGUUUACGAGAGGCAUUGUGUGGCUGCUCAAUUAAUGUACCAACACUGGAUGGAAGAAACAUACCUAUGUCAGUAAAUGAUAUUGUGAAACCCGGAAUGAGGAGAAGAAUUAUUGGAUAUGGGCUGCCAUUUCCAAAAAAUCCUGACCAACGUGGUGACCUUCUAAUAGAAUUUGAGGUGUCCUUCCCAGAUACUAUAUCUUCUUCAUCCAAAGAAGUACUUAGGAAACAUCUUCCUGCCUCAUAGAAUGAAGAACUUUGUUACACAUAUUUUGAUAAGGCACUGAAAAUAUAAAAGGACUGGCAGUUUACUGAUGUAGAUGUGAAUUCUGUAUAAAGAUAUGUAAAUUCUUUUGAGGGUUCAUUAAAUUGCAUGAAUAGAGACGGGUCAAAUAAAUAGGCAAAAGGGAUUUUUACAGUUAGAGAUAAAAGAGAAAACCAUUCACUGUAUUUUAUUUCAUUUCUCCUGAUUCAGAUAUUUUUAGUAAUUUGCUUAUAUGUAAAAGUUGUUUUUGUGGAGUCAGUGGAUAUAUUUCUAAUAAAGUGCUAGACUAUCCAAUUACUUAAUUUCUUAUACCUUUAGAUAAUCAGUAUGAAAAGUUCCCAUUUAUAAUGGAAAUGAAAAUUCUUAACUAAACUAUACAUGUAAUAUGUAUUUCUAGAAGAGAAUAAAAACCCAAGUCAGUUAUUAGAUUUAAAUCACCUUCUGAAAUGCUGCUAUAGGGCUGGUAUCUGUAAAAGAAUAUCCUGAUGCAUCUGUUUCACCAUUUUGAUUUUUAAAGUAUGCUGUAGCAUUUCUUAAUAACAUCAUUGUGAUGUUCUUAAGGCAGAUCUUUCUUCAUAAAAAGGAAAGUAAUGGCAAUUUCUCUCCUGUGGAAAUCCCAAUUGCUUGAAUUACUGAUAUUUUAGAAUAGACUUUUUAAAAUGCCAUAUGUAAUUUUAUGCAAGUUGACUAUAUAUCUUGUACUUAAUAAAUUAUAGGCUCAUUUUGUUCUCUGCUAGUUUAAAGUAAUUCGUUUAAUAAUAGAUGUGUUUUUAGAGGAAAUGCUGUUACUUGGAAUUAAUUUUCCAGUUAUACAGUCUUCUAUAACUUACUAAUAAUAUUCUAUAUGUACUUUAUGUAAUUUCCCUAAAAAGAAUGAACUACCACUACACACUAUGGUGUUAAACCAAAAUAUAGGGAAAAUAAACACUAACUGCUGCUUAUGGAUAAUGUUGCAACUACUUGUUAUGCAUAUAAAUAUUUUACUUUUUCACAUGUAUAGAUUGCAUUUCUUAGGUGUUUUAAUUUUUUAAAUAUAUUUAUGUUUUUAAAAUUUAGUUUUGUUUUCUGUUUUAUAACUAUAGUGAGAAUGAUGUUUUGAAACAAAAUUUUUGGUUACAAAAUAGUUUUCAGGAUUAUAUAUAUAUAUAUAUAUAUAUAUACUGGAUCCUAUCACCUUUUAGUAGAAUAUGAAAUAUUCUUUUAGAAAUCCAAUAUAAAUAGGUUAUAAUAGCCAUAUUCUUUAUUACUUUAUUGAGAUAUAAUUUACAUGCCAUAAAGUUUACCCUUAAAAUAUAUAAUUCAGUGGUUUUUAGUGAUAUAUACAAAGUGGUACAAUCAUCAUCACUUUCUAAUUCCAGAAUAUUUUCAUCACCCCAAAAAGAAAUCCUAAAUCCAUUAGCAGUUACUUCCCAUUCUUCCCUUCCUCCAGCCCCUGAAAACACUACCAUCUACUUUUCAUCUGUAUGGAUUUGUCUGUUCUGGACAUUUCACAUAAAUAGACUCAAACAAUAUAUGGCUUUUUUUUUUUUUUUGGUCUGGCCUCUUUCAUUUAGCUUAAUGUUUUCAAGGUUCAUCUAUGUUGUAUCACGUAUCAGUACUUUAUUUUUUGUGUGGCACAUCAUAUGGAUAUACCACAAUUUGUUUAUCUUUUCAUUAAUUAUGGGCAUUUGGCUUAUUUCUACUUUUUUGGCUAUUAUAAAUAAUGCUGCUGUGAACAUUUGUGUGCAAGUUUUUGUGUUUCAAUUCUCAUGGGUAUAUACCUAAAAGUGGAAUUUCUGGGAGUAACCAUAUAUUUGAGUUGCAAAUGGAAAAUGCUUGAAAAAAAUGCCACAGAAUUCAGCUAAUCAUAUUUAUUACUCUAAUUCAUAAAUGAUUCCUCUAUAACUGUCUCUCUGAAUGACAGUUAAAACUCCCUACAGAAGUGUGAACAUUACAGAAAUUUUCUCACAAGUCUGAAGAUCUAGAUCUGAAAAGCAUCAGUCAACGUGGUGACUGAUAGUGGUUUCUGUUUUAAACCCAUCAUUAUUUAUUGCAAUUUUCUUGAUUAAGCAUUUUCUCCCAGGUAAAAUAAAUGAUUUAUAGAUAGAUAUAUAAUAAUCUUUGGAUUAAAAAGUUUUUUUAAGCAGAGAAUUAUUAUUCUAGUAGUAAAUAAAUUUACAUAACUACACAAAACCAGUAUACCAGUAUCUCUCUUAUCUUAAAGGAUAUUGACAAUGCUUUAGCAUGUAGUAAGUGCUCAGUUUUUAUGUGUUGAAUGUUGAAUUAAAAGUAGUAAUGAGUAGAGUUUUAAAGUUUUUUAAUUUAUUUUUUCAAAUUAUGAGAGUACUUUUUAUUUUAAAAUGUUUUCUUUAAAUUCAACCAGGUUCUUGGAUAGCCGGAAUAGUUUUGAAGUACUAUAGAUCCCAUAAAGAAGAUGUUUAUCUUCCCUAAAAGAAAAACCACAAAUUGCUUAUGUUACAAAAAAAAAAAAAAGAAGAA
Pan troglodytes (chimpanzee) is the source of this 6794-nucleotide messenger RNA. It is a transcript of the gene DNAJB4, whose product is annotated as DnaJ heat shock protein family (Hsp40) member B4. The record is from RefSeq and is a predicted model, not a curated record. Gene Ontology annotation, molecular function: protein-folding chaperone binding. NCBI's taxonomy places the organism in Eukaryota, Metazoa, Chordata, Mammalia, Primates, Hominidae. Gene Ontology annotation, biological process: negative regulation of transcription by RNA polymerase II. The coding region runs from base 3285 to 4298 and encodes 337 amino acids. Gene Ontology annotation, cellular component: cytosol. The transcript is spliced from 3 exons.